AUGAAAUUACAGGCAAAAAAAUUAAGACAAGUCCAAGAGACAGCAAAAAACAAAACGGUUAAAGUUAUUGAAGGUUUUCAAUUUCGUCCCGUUUCACUUCAUCACUUUUCACAGCAACAUUGUUUGCGACGAUUGCAACAUGUCAUGAAGCGAACACACACGCAAAAAGUUAUAAAUCUUCAUUUUCCAAUCGACUUGAGUUGUGUUGAGAAAGACCACCCGUUUCUCGAGAAGGAUCAGUUACAAGCGCUCUACAGACGACUCGUGGUUCUCAAUCGAUCUGCCGCAAUGCGUCUUGACGGACAAUACAACCGGAAUGUUAAUAAGAUUAUAAAUAGAAAGCUUUUGCCCAAUCAUUCAUUGUUGCACCUCAGUGAGAUUACUUACCACACCUGUGACUUUAUGAACAUAAGAAAUGAUUGUAAUUUCUUACGAUCUGACUUUAAAAGCAAAUUAAAGACGAGGGAGAAAAAUGAGAUUACUGUUUGUAGUCGAAUGUCGAUGGAAAAACUGCAAGAAAUGAAAUUAAUCAAUUAG
Molecule: messenger RNA, 537 nt
Organism: Clunio marinus
Lineage: Eukaryota; Metazoa; Arthropoda; Insecta; Diptera; Chironomidae
Source: the annotation of a GenBank genome assembly